AUGGCUUCUACAAGCGCUGAUUCUCAGUCUACUAUAGCUCAGAAAACAUGGGCUAUGGCUAACAACAUAGAAACUGUUUCCAGUGUGGAUGAAAUUUAUCGCUAUGAUAAAAAACAACAACAAGAUAUUUUAGCAGCUAAACCUUGGGAGAAAGAUCCUCAUUUCUUCAAAGAUAUCAAAAUCUCUGCGCUUGCUUUAUUAAAAAUGGUUAUGCAUGCAAGAUCAGGCGGCACUUUGGAAGUAAUGGGGCUGUUACUUGGUAAGGUGGAUGCCAACACCAUGAUAGUGAUGGAUUCAUUUGCAUUACCAGUCGAGGGCACAGAGACUAGGGUCAAUGCACAGGCUCAGGCUUACGAGUACAUGACAGCUUAUAUCGAGGCUGCUAAGCAGGUGGGUCGUCAUGAAAAUGCAAUCGGUUGGUAUCACAGCCACCCUGGCUAUGGCUGCUGGUUGUCCGGCAUUGAUGUCUCUACACAGAUGCUGAAUCAGAACUUCCAGGAGCCUUUUGUAGCAAUUGUCAUUGACCCUGUGAGAACAAUAUCUGCUGGAAAAGUUUGCCUCGGUGCUUUUAGGACUUACCCCAAGGGCUAUAAGCCAGCUAAUGAAGAGCCAUCUGAAUAUCAGACGAUUCCUUUAAACAAAAUUGAAGACUUUGGUGUCCAUUGCAAGCAGUACUAUUCACUCGAAGUAUCCUAUUUCAAGUCUUCCCUGGACAGAAGGCUGCUGGAUUCCCUGUGGAAUAAGUACUGGGUUAACACUCUAAGCAGUUCAAGUCUUAUUACUAACGCUGAUUACACCACUGGACAAAUUUUCGAUCUGUCUGACAAACUUGAGCAGAGUGAAGUCUUUCUAAGUCGCGGUGGUUUUCUAGUAGCAGGAGCUGAUCCCCACGAAAAACGCUCAGAAGACAAAUUGAGUAAGGCUACGAAAGACGCUUGCAAAACCACAAUUGAAGUGAUCCAUGGCCUCAUGGCACAAAUGAUCAAAGACAGGCUUUUCAACAGUGUGAGCAGCCGGCCAGCACCCACUACACCUAUGAUAGAAUAA
Molecule: messenger RNA, 1047 nt
Organism: Parnassius mnemosyne (clouded apollo)
Lineage: Eukaryota; Metazoa; Arthropoda; Insecta; Lepidoptera; Papilionidae
Source: the annotation of a GenBank genome assembly